AUGGACACUCAACAACAACAAAUCACUGAAAUGAUCAAUGAUCUAAAUGAUAAAAAGGCAGAAAUUUCUGCCAAGGUUGAAAAGGUGCAAGAAAACAUUCAAAAGGUUAACAAUUUUAUUGAGGAUAAUCAAGAAAAUAUUCAAAAGGGAAUUGAAACAGCCAAUAAGGUUGUUGAUACUGUUAAUACAGUUCUUGAAAAGAAGGAAGAAAUUGAAAAGAAGUUAAAUGAUAUGCAAGAAGAUCUCAAGAUUAAGGCAACCAAUACUUUGAAUGCAAUCGGAUUGAAUAUUGCUGGAAAGGUUGCAGAAAAGUACAAGUUGAAAUCACUCCCAGAAAUGAUGAACAGCAUUCAAAAUAUCAUUCCACCUGCUGUCUUGUAUGGUUCAGUGAUGAGAAAGCCAAUGUUGACUCAAUUCGGAACAAUGAUUCCAGGUUUUUCAGUUCCUUUCGAAACUAUUGAGCUCAUCGCUAGUUAUGCAUUCCUUGGUUUGCUUCCAUUUGCCUUGUUCGUCAGCUUUAUGGCAACCCAACAAAAAGCUAAAGUUGAUGAUGAAUUGGCAAAGAGCAAUGGCUCAAUCAGAAGACACAAAAAGAUUGCCAUGUUGAUGAGUAUUUUGAGAGCUUCUUUGUGUGGAUUGGCUUAUACUUGUUAUGAAUUGUUUGUUGGUCAAGUUCCUACUGAAAUGGUGUUUGUCAAGUCUUAUUUGCCUUACAUGGCUUUUGCUACAUUCACUUCAAUUACUGGAUACGAAUGGUUAGAUGCAAAGAUUGAUGAUCUUGCUUACAAGUAUUUGCCAUCCCUCGUCAAGAAGGAAGAAUAA
Messenger RNA from Naegleria gruberi, 822 nucleotides. RefSeq lists its product as uncharacterized. The transcript has a single exon. The record is from RefSeq and is a predicted model, not a curated record. Bases 1 to 822 code for a protein of 273 amino acids. Lineage: Eukaryota; Heterolobosea; Eutetramitea; Acrasida; Naegleriidae.